GAGAAUUACACUAAUGAUCAAUAGCAAUAAUAAGGUUACUAUGAGCACAAUUUGAUUCUGCAUUUUAAAACGCAUCAGGACUAAAAAAAAACAUUCUGCUGUCUGAACCUCGUUAUAUCCUUAGCAUGCUCUUAAAAUUUGGUGUAAUCUCAGGCUGGACGUUCUUAUAAAAAAAGAGUGUAAAGAGUGACUUAUGCACGCAGUAUUUUCUACAGGCUUUUUUUCGAUUGUUUGCUAGGUCUAUCUAUUUGUUACUAGUUUCGUUAUUUCCCUUUUUUUAAUGAGUUACCUCCGUGUGUUCAAAAGAAACUUAUCAGUGAGAAAACUUUCACAGAUUUGUGUCUUUGCGACCGUUAACUAAAACACAUACGCCUUUUAUCGGUAUUAAUUACUUUUUGUUUGUAAAUGUUCCGUUUCAAUGCAGAAAAGCCCUUCACAAGCAAAAGUGCACUCGACUAAAAUAGAACUUGUUGAUCCUCGCUUUUGAUUGGCUACAUCUGGGAAGCCAUUCAACUGCAUAGCAACCCCUUCACGACGGAUUGUAAGCGAGGCCCUAGCAACACCAUCAAAAUAGUGACCCUUCGGGCUUGAAGAAAAUGGCUGAACUGCAAUAUUGAGCACACAAUAUCGACUCCACAAAUUAUUUCAGUUAUUGAUAAGUUACCUUAGGGUAGAAAAGAUGGCAAAGGUUAUGUUAUCUCCAACUGUGCAGAAUUUCUCGGAUCUACGACCAUCUUCAAGAGGUGUAGCGUUUACACCUCGUCCUAAUUCCCGACUUUCCUCCGGUCGACCGAAGUCGGGACUGAACUCGCGGCCUGAGAAAAACGUAUUUGAGACUCCACGUACCGAAAGAUCACAGACAUCAGUGGAAAUCCCUCUACCGCAUAGCGGGAGAAGAUCGUUUUCUGUGAUUUCUUUUUCUAGUAAUGGUUCUUCUAGAUCGGCCGACCCUAAAUUAAGUGCUAUAGAAGUUGAAUCUUUUCUCAGGGAGAAAAUCAGAGUUAACUUUGCAGAGAUGAGACAGGCAUUCCAAACCCUGGAUGCAGAGAAAAACCUGUCUGUCACCAUGUCUGAGUUCAGGAGAGUUCUUGAAUCCUUCUGUUUUCCCAUGACGCAGGAACAGUUUGUGCAUAUUAUGAAAAAGGCUAAACUAAACAGAGAUGGAUCAGUGAACUAUCUAGAAUUUCUGGAAAAGCUACACCAGCGAGGAGGAACACCCGAUGGCCUCAAAUGGCUUGGAAGCCUACACAAAUUCAACCAGACAAAAUCUCCAAAAGAACAAUCCUUUGCUGAUAUUGAACAACAACUGAGAACAAAGAUUGCCGGCCAGCUCCAAGCUGUAUUGAAAGCAAUUCGUUUGUUUGAUUACAAUCGAGAUGGACAGAUCCAGAGACAUGAGUUAAGGAGAGUUGUGGAGAACUUCUGUUUUAGGCUCACCGAUGAGCAGUUUGACCGGCUCUGGUGCAAGUAUGAUUUGACACGUAACGGACACACCCUAGACUACAUGGACUUUCUCAAGCGACUAGGUGUGAACACCCACUCCAAGCACCGCCCAAGCACGGCCAACAGAGGAAAUCAAGGUAACGGCACCGAAAACAAAGUCAAGUUCCUCGCCACCAACAAAAGGCCGCUGAGCGGAAGCAGUAGUCGGGAUGGCUCACCCGCUGUGAUGACCGUGAAGGACCUGGAAAGAAAGCUUCGAGCCAAAAUGGUGGAAAAUUUCGAAAAUAUACAGCGCGCGUUCGUAGCGUUUGAUCGUCGAUGUGAUGGUUUCGUGACGCUGGAUCAACUCAAGCGAAUUCUCACUCAUUUCGUCUUCCCCAUGUCUGACAGCUUGUUUGAGGAUCUCAUGAGAAGGUGUGGUAUCCGGGCAAGUCACAAGAUCGGAUAUGAACAGUUCCUCGAAAAAUUCCAAGAUCCGCGCGUUUCUGGGAAUGGACAAACCAUCCCAAUCAAACCGAACCACAAGUUCAACCCUGUCCGCGAAGCCGAAGACAUGCCGACCACGGAGGAUAUCUGGAAAUUUCUCUUCUCAAAAGUCACCGAUAGCUUUACAUCAGUCAAGCAGGCGUUUCUCGUUUUUGAUGACAAUAAAGACGGUCGUAUCACUCGGCGCGACUUCCGCCGAAUCUUGGAAAGCUUCUGUUUCCGAAUGACUGAGGAACAGUUCCAUGAACUGAUGGCAAAGAUCGACCCCAUGAACAGGGGCUAUAUCUCCUAUCUGGAAUUCCUGGACAGAUUUGAGCACAGGGAAUCUCCGGAAGGUCACCCCUGGCUGGCUGGAGAUAAUUUAAACAAGAGCAUUUCACCUCCAGCUGUACUGGCUUGGUCAACUGUUGAGGAUAUUCUACGCGCCAAGAUCACGGACAACUGGAAGGCGAUAGCAGCAGCCUACAUGAAGGCUGACGACAACCGAGACGGAACCAUAUCACGUGACGAGCUCAGGCGACUACUGGAGAAGUACUGUCUUCCUGUGUCCGACGAACACUUCGAGAUGUUGUGGGGUCAUUGUGAUGUUAACUCGGAUGGUCACGUCGACUUCCAAGAGUUUCUAAACAACUUGGGCGUUGAUAUAGUGAGUGGCGACUUUAACGGCCUUAGCACUCGAAUACACGACGAAAGCGAAGCAAAAGCGAACUUCAUGCGAAGUGAUCAGUUCCACAGGCAAACCGCCGCCUUCGACCGAGCCCAGGAUCUUACGGGGCAGAAGUCAGCGGAUGAAUGCAUGGAAAUUCUAAAGGAACACAUAUCUCAGCGAUCCCCAGAUAUUCGCAAGACUUUUAUCAAGUUUAAUAACGUCAAUGGUGAUGGGAAACUCUCAAGGAAGGAGUUCAGAGAGGUGCUGGAUAGCCUUGGACUUUACAUGACUGACGACCAGUAUCGUAUUCUGAGCGCGCGCCUUGGUUUCCACAAGGGUAAACUCACGUACCGAGACUUCCUAGACAAUUUUCAAGACCGGCGCUCUAUCAUCAACCCUCCUACCCCAGACUACCCCAGCAAGAGGCACAAUCAGCCAGUGCCGCUUGACCAGUCGAUGACAGCCGAGCUCGUGCUUAAACAGCUCAAGAACAAGCUUAGCCAUGGCUUUCUGGAUUUGCGCGGCGCAUUUCAAAAGAUCGACUUCGACAGAAAUGGACUCGUCACUCGCAACGAGUUCCGUCGGAUCCUUGACUCGCUUAUGCUUAACCCGUCAGACGAAGAGUUUGACAAGCUGAUGGAUCUAUUGGACAUGAAGCGCGGCGACAAACUCAACUACCGCGAGUUCUUGAAGCGCUUUGAGCACGUGGAACGCGUAGAAGAGGGACACCCUUGGCUCUACUCCAAUCAUACGUUCAACGAGACACGUGAUCUACAGUACGUGAGCGCGUCUCGCGCGGACCAGAUCAUCAAGAUGAAGGCUCGCGAGCAGAUGGACGACCUGACGCGCGCGUUUCUCGCGUUUGAUCGCGAUGGUAACGGGAUCGUCACCAAGAAGGAGCUGCGUAAGGUUCUCCAUCGAUUCCAGAUUCCCGUCGACAAGGAAGAGUUUACAAAGCUCUGGAACAUGUACGACACAGACAGGAACGGCUAUGUCGACCACCGAGAGUUCGUUACCAGGCUCGGGGCCGAGUUCGUACCCGGGGACACUCAUGGCUUUAGCACACAGAUAACCCACGGCAGUAACAUGGAGAUGAAAAACUUCAACGAGUCGCAAAAGGCGAUUCACGAGAAUGCGACCAUGAACCAGGCAAACGCUGUGUCAUUCCUGUCGGCGCUAGAGGUGGAGCAGCAGCUUAAGGACCGUUUCCGUGAUGGGUACGAGAGCCUGCGCAAGGCUUUUGAGGCUGUAGACGUUAAUAGAGACGGGUUCAUCAACCGAGCCGAGCUUCAAAAAGUCUUGUUUGACUUCCAUUACUUCUUGGACGAGCAGCAGUUCAACAUUUUACUGGAGAGGUGUGGCCUGUCUGGGAGAAGCAAACUCUCGUACGAGCGCUUCCUUAGCGCCUUUCAGGAUAAUCGACAAUCUGGGUAUGGCCGUGUGACCCUGGAUUCGCCGGAAAUACAGAGAAACAGUCCUGUGCAAUUCGAGAGUUAUUCGUCACUUCCGCCCGAGCGCGCCAUUGCUAAACUGAGGUCUAAGUUGAGCAGUAACUACGACAGCGUCAAAAAGGCGUUCAGUGCAUUUGACAGUAGCGGUUCGGGUCUCGUCUCCAAGGAAGACCUGCAUCAGAUCAUCAAUGCGUUCUGUUUCAUCAUGACGGACAAGCAGUUCCAGGUUCUUCUUAAUCAGCUCUGUGUCGAUAGAAACGGAUUGUUAUCGUACGAAGACUUCCUACAAAGCUUUAAUAAGUCAGACAACGAGGCAAGUCAGAAGUGGCUUGAGCGACUUUUGCCCCAGUCUCAGCGCAGACACAGGGCUCCCGAGGGAUACCACCACAGGAGGACCAUGUCGGAGGAUGAAGUGAAGCAGCGGGUAAAGGAAGUCGUCAUGGCCAGAUUCUACAGGCUUGCUAAGGCUUUUACGGAUCAGGACAGCAGCCGGUCAGGUACCGUAAGCCCUCGCGGCCUGAGACGAGUUCUCGACGAGCACGUGUUCCGAAUGAACGAUGACCAGUUUGACCAAAUAUGGCAAUCACUCCCCAAGGUCCCGGAUGGGAGGGUGGAGUACCGUGAGUUCCUCAAGACUUACUCGACGCGUGAUGACGUCAUCAGAAGUCAGUCGGCCACGCCCCCUCGCACCCAGGAAAGAAAGCCUUCCCGUGAAUCUUUGCUGUCGCCGAUGAUGUCCCCGACCAAGCCUUAUUCUCCAGAUAUCCCCACCCCUCUCCCCAGCGCAUCCGACGUUGAACGGAAAAUCAAGAAUACGGUUUGUCGCAAUUGGCAACAACUCCAGAAAUCCUUUAGGAAUCUCGACCCUGAUAAUACCGGGCAUGUCUCCUUUCACCAGCUGAAAGACGUAUUAGUUCAGCAUCAUGUUAUCCUCAACAACAAUGAGCUCUUGUCGCUAUGGAGAAAGCAUGACGUGAACGGGAAAGGGAGAAUCGUGUACAAAGAUUUCUUGAGACACUUUGUACUGGCGAUGAAACCACAGGACGAUAGCAAGCUCAUUCGACCCAAGCUACAACCGACGAAAGUUCCGUCCAGUCCGGGCGUGCGCAGUGACGAGCUGAUUGAUGUCAUGGCAACCAUCCGUGGCAAAGUGCAGGAGGACUGGAAAGAGAUGCGACGCGCCUUUAGGGCGAUCGAUAAAGAUGGUUCAGGGCUGUGUAACCCCCUGGACUUCCGUCAAAUGUUAAAGCGCUUCAAGAUCGAUCUAAACGAAGAAGAAUUUUUCCACGUGUAUUCCUUCUACGAUAAAGACAUGACAGGGAAAAUCUCGUACAACGAAUUCCUUCGUGCACACUUGGAGUGAAUGACUCCCAGAAUGUAUGCAAGAAAAACAAUGCCCAUGCUAUAAUCCCAUAAUGCGCUGGGAAAUACUCUCGGCCAAGCAUUUGUAACGGGAUGCCUGAUAACUUGACACAGGAAUCGAUUCGUGCUCGGCCAGUCUGCAAAUACUGUAUUAUAGAAUAAGAUCAGCUAUAUGUGUACUUGUACAAGAUCGUUUGGUGAUAGAAGAGGAGAAAUGGAAAAUAUAAUUAUAUUGUAUCUAUGA
Molecule: messenger RNA, 5635 nt
Organism: Nematostella vectensis (starlet sea anemone)
Lineage: Eukaryota; Metazoa; Cnidaria; Anthozoa; Actiniaria; Edwardsiidae
Product: EF-hand calcium-binding domain-containing protein 6-like
Exons: 34
Coding region: 680-5392 (1570 amino acids)
Cellular component (GO): nucleoplasm
Molecular function (GO): calcium ion binding
Source: RefSeq, a predicted model, not a curated record